Molecule: messenger RNA, 3276 nt
Organism: Cylindrotheca closterium
Lineage: Eukaryota; Bacillariophyta; Bacillariophyceae; Bacillariales; Bacillariaceae
Source: the annotation of a GenBank genome assembly
AUGGCAGAGCGCGAAGAUUAUAAAGAAGAAGGCGCCUAUUUAAGAGGCAGCAAUUCCGUCAUCCUUCCUGCCGAAGAAUCGUCAAAGAAAACAGGACCUUUGGCACACAGUGAGAUAAUUAAUCUUGCAAAAGAAGCAACGGUGAUCGUGUCAAUCUCGGCCGAAAAAACAGGGUCUAGAUUAAUCAAGAGCGGCAAUGCAAGCAUUCGAAAAUUCAAAUCAGAUACAGGAAGGGGAUUCAAGACAGCGUCGAACGUUCCCCCUCUGGACUUUGGUGCUGCUGGGUUGGUCGGUCGGGAUGACGAAAUAGAUGCUUUGAAAUCCUCCCAUGAUCGCCUUCGAAAAGGAGGAAAGAAGGAACUGAUUCUGGUUGGAGGCCAGUCCGGGGUCGGAAAGUCAAGCGUCAUCAGAAGCAUAAAAAAUGAUGUCUUAGUAGAAGGAUUAUUCGUGGAAGGCAAGUUCGAUAUGAAUACCAGUAACGAACCUUACUCUGGAGUGGCAGAAGCCUUUGGUAUCAUAUGCCGAACGAUCAAGGAGGCAGGACCCGAGGCAAUUGCGGACUUACAGCAUGAUCUACGGAAAGAGCUGGGGGACAAGCCUGGAAUGUUGGUUCAACUUAUUCCUGAACUCCAUGAAAUCAUGGAAGUCGAGACUGCCGACGAAACAUCCGUUGGAUCGAUCGAUAGAGCGGACGAGACGGAAGGUGGAGUCGACCGCCUAAGAUUUGCAUUUCGAGUGCUGACGCGAGUUUUCAGCUCUCUUUUCUCUCCCCUAGUCUUGUUCCUGGACGACCUUCAGUGGGCGGACGUGUCAUCUCUUCAAGUGUUGGAGUACUUGAUUCUGGACAAGGAAAACGAGAAUCCUCUUAUGGUCAUUGGAAGCUAUCGAUCAGAGGAAGUAGAUGAAAACAGUACUCUCCACAACAAAAUGUUAGGGUUUCGAGAAAAGACCGACAAGUUUCAAUUUCGCAUGACCGAGCUGACGAUCGAAUCGUUCAGCUCCAAUGACAUUGAAAAGGUCGUAACAGCAGUAUUGCCAUCAUUCCGAGCCGACCAUAUAAUUGGGCUUGCUUCUUUAUGUCAUCAGCGAACCCUUGGCAAUCCAUUCUUUACAAUCGAAUUUCUAAGGAUGCUUCAUUUCGAAGGGAUGCUGGCAUUCGACCACAAAACGAAGACUUGGUCUUGGAACCUAUCAGAUAUCGAAAAAAAGACCAUGUCCACUGCGAAUGUCGUCGUCAUGCUGGAGCAACAAAUGAGAAAGCUUCCAAAGCAAAUGCAAGCACUACUGCAAUGCGCCGCCUACCUCGGAUCGUCCUUCAGCGAAGCGACAAUCGAUCUUGUUUGGAGUGUCUAUGGACGCAGGUUGGUGGAGGAAAGAAUCGAACUGACGUCAUCUCUUCUCCCACUUAUCGUAGCUGACAGCAUCUUCGAGAAAGGCGAAAAGCAGCAGUAUCGAUGGACACACGACAAGCUACAAGAAGCAGCACUGUCUCUCUCAGAUAUGCGUCGAAGCACCUUUCAGUUGGACAUUGGAAAAACGUUGUACUAUGGACUCACUCAAGAUCAAGUUGAAGAAGACUUGUUUACGAUCGUUGAUCUCAUCAACAAUGGUAACACCUUAAAGCUCCCAGAAUUUGCAUCCGUUAACCUGAGAGCAGCGGAAAAAGCCCGCGAAAUCGCAGCAUUUCAAGCUUGUAGAGACUACAUAGCUGAAGGAAUUAGUCUCUUGCAAGAAAAGGAUUGGAUUCAAAACAAGUCGACGGCUUUGAGUUUGUAUACUAUUGGGGCUGAAGCAGAACUCGUUCUUGGCAAUGUCGAUACCGCUAAGCGAUACUGGGAGACUGUGCUAUCCCGCUCAGACCUGUCGACACUCGAAAUGCUUCCUCUGCAGAUCGUGAAAGCCAAGGCAUUGGGUGAUGUUGAGCUGAAGUCGAGGGAAGCACUGGAAUAUUGUCUCAGACUACUGAAUAGUCAUGGCUACCGACUGGCAAUGGUUAGAAAGUUGGCGUACCCACAAGCAGUUGCAAGUUUCAUUCGUACCAUGAAGAAGGCCAAGGCAAAACCUAACAGCUUCUACGAAUCCAUGGUAGCUUCUCAUGACAAGAAGCAGAAAUACAUGGGCUACCUACUUUCGAAAGCGGCAUACAAUGCAUACGCCGCUGGUGAUAUUGCAAUGUACCUACUGUCAACUACAAGAUUGGUAGAGUUGACUAUGGAGACUGGUGCGAACGAGUUUUCGGCUACUGCCUUCACAUUUUUGGGCGUCAUGUCCAUCAUCGUGCUUAAGGAUUACGAGGCGAUGGAACGUUUUCAAAAUAUUGCCCUCCGGAUGUUGGGAAAGUUUCGGGGAAUGCAUAAUGCGGAGACGAUCUUCGUUAGCAACCUAAUGGGUCUCUUUUGGGUGAAACCACUAGAAAGCGGUUGGGCGAUGGCUGAGGAGGCCAUCUUAGCAGGAAGAAGGGAAGGCGAUUUGAUGUAUACCGCUUGGUCCAUUUCCCUCUAUGUGUACGCCCUCCCAUACACGACAGGGCGACCACUCCAUUCAAUCUUGGAAGGAUGUCCCAACAAUUUGGCUGAAAGUGAAGAGAUAAAAAAUGAGGCCAAUAUCUUAAGCAUCAAGACCUAUUACCAGAUGGCUCUGAAUUUGAGCGACCCCUCUUGUGAAAAUCCAUGUUUGCUCGUUGGCCAAUUGUAUUCCGAUACAAAGGAAGAUCACACGGAUAAUCUCAUUCAUUUGGCAGAUAAGGUUGUCGCAGAAGGAGAACUCGUGUUCUGGCACGAAGACUACGAAGUCAGUGCUAAGCGCGCGCUAAAGAUUGGCGAGAUCCACGCAAAGCUAGGUCCUGCCAACUUUUUGAACCAGAUAGAGUCAUUUCAUCGAGCGGUCGCCUUGUAUGCUGCCGCAAUCAAAACGAAGAAUGCCAAAUACAAACGCGCGGCAAACAAGAUCAGAAGGAGAAUUGCGAAGUUGGCGCAAUAUGGCAACACAACCAUCCAGUACUACUGUAUGUUUCUAACGGCGGAGCAUCUUUUAUUGAUGAAGAAGUACGAAGAGGCGAAGUUGAAGUAUGAGCAAGCACUGGAAGCAGUGGGAAAGUUGGGCCACCUUCAUCAUCUCGGGUUGUUUAAUGAGCGCUAUUCAUAUAUACUUCGUCGGGAUCUUUCGCUAGGGAGAGAAUCAAGGUAUCGGUUGGAACAAGCAAUUAGAUACUAUAGAGAAUGGGGAGCUGUUCACAAGGCGAAAGCUCUGGCUUUCGAGCUUAAAAUCACAUACUAA